Messenger RNA from Suillus plorans, 2631 nucleotides. RefSeq lists its product as uncharacterized. The coding region runs from base 1 to 2631 and encodes 876 amino acids. The record is from RefSeq and is a predicted model, not a curated record. Gene Ontology annotation, molecular function: protein binding. NCBI's taxonomy places the organism in Eukaryota, Fungi, Basidiomycota, Agaricomycetes, Boletales, Suillaceae. Gene Ontology annotation, biological process: negative regulation of transcription by RNA polymerase II. Gene Ontology annotation, cellular component: transcription repressor complex; nucleus. The transcript has 10 exons.
AUGUCUCGUGUUGUGUCUGGGUCGGGUGUCUCGAAGAGACACUCGACUCGUAUUCGAGCCAUGCUCCAGGUCGAACAUCUCGACCCGAAAUUUGUGCGCGAAAGAAUCGCCAAUGCUAACAAAGGUCUUGCAGGCGCCAGCCAGGUCCCAAUAAUACUCCAAAAUGCUUCUUCCGCGACCAACAACCUACCAUCUGCUUCUGAUACAAUCGAUACGUUCUCUGCGUUGCUCAAACCCUUGAAGGCAUUCAACUCCAUCGCCAGCACGAUUGCGAAUGUCCAUCCCUACGUGAAGGUGGCACUGAGCAUCUUCACUUGCGCAUCCAAUAUGAUUCUCGAUCAAGCAGACCGCGAUGUCGCUGUUUCUCUUCUCCUCUCAAAGAUAUCUGAAGUCUAUACUUUUAUCACGGAGGAGAAGGAAUUGGCUAAGAUUCAGUCCAUGCUAGCGAUAUAUGGGAAGAUAGCACAGCAGACGCUGGAGUGUGCUGAUUUCAUCAGCCAUUACUCUGAGACGAAGAGCGCCUGGAUAAGACUCGGCAAGCACAUUUUCGAUGAAACGGACACCACAAUCCAGAACUAUAACAAUGUCCUCGACAGUCUCAUGCAGCAAUUCCGAGACCGGGCGGCUCGUGAUACCGUUGUGAUCGUCCACUAUAUGGCUGAGAGUUUGGACCUCGUAGGCAUGGAGUACGCUACGGGCGCAGGAUUAAAUACGUCCAAAUGUUGUUUGCCAAAUACUCGGCAAGACCUUCUGAAGGAUAUUCAGAACUGGAUCAGCAGCACCGAGGAGGGUGCUCCGCGCAUCUUGUGGUUGUCUGGCACAGCAGGCAAGGCUCAUGCUUCUGCUUCGACCGUACUCGGCAAGCGGAUCGCCGUCAGGACAAAAUAUUCACGACCAUCGCAAGUGAAUUGGCGGACUGCAACCCUUUCGUGUGGCGAGCCUUGGCGCAGGCAGUUAGAACUCAUCAUCGGUCCCACGAGCAUAGCCUCAAAAGCCAUCGCUGUACCCGUCCUGAUUGUCAUCGAGGCAUUGGAUGAGAGCGGCGAAGCUAAUUCCCGGGAACAGAUUCUUCGUCUACUCGCUGGCAAAUUAAUCACUUCCGCUUCACAACUAUCCGAACUCCCAGCUAACUUCUGCAUUCUCCUCACUUCUCGUCCCCUCGCUGCGCCACAUGUUCGCCAUAUUUCCCUGGAUGACAUCUCGUCUGCGUCCACAGAACUCGACAUCGAACUUCAUAUCUCCCACAGGCUAGAAGAUCUGCGUCACAUUUUCAACAAUGCCCACUUCAAGGCGCUAGCUCUGAAAUCUGAUGGCCUGUUUGAAUGGGCUCGUCUCGCCUCAGAAUAUAUCAAGAGCACGAACAUCGCGUACAUCUUCUGGAUGAGAUGUACCAACGCAUCUUGGCAGAUAUAUAUCAUGCCGAAGCACAUGCAUGAGGAGGCGAUUCCUAUCUUUCGGUCCGUGAUGGGUCAAAUUCUUGCAUCGUCGGAACCACUUCCCAUCAAUGUGUUGAACACGAUGCAACGGUGUUUCCCAUGUGAUGAUGACCGCUACGACGUAAAGCUGCUCAUGGGGCAUCUUGGCUCGCUUGUCUCCGGCACCUCAGAUUCUGAUAUUCCCAUAUGUCCACUUCAUGCAUCAUUCUACGACUUCCUCACAGACGAAUCACGGAGCCAUGACUUCUUUGUUGAUGCAUCAGCGGUGCAUAAAGAUCUUGCCUUUGCCUCGCUUCGGGUCAUGGGCGACUCAAAGCGCGGGCUUCGCUUCAACAUUUGCUCCUUAGAGAAUUCGUACUUGCCCAACUCUUCUGUCCCUGAUUUGCAGAAACGAGUCAAAGAAUCCAUUCUGGCUGAGCUAUCAUACUCAUGUCGGUUUUUUGGGACUCAUGUCGGCUCUACGUCCUUCGAAUCACCGCUCGCUAAGGAGGUCGAGGCUUUCUUCGAUGGAGAGCGCCUUCUUUGGUGGUUGGAAGCACUGGCUCUGAUGAGAAGCCUUGGUGGCUCGGCAGUGACCCUCUCAUGUAUUGCAGAUUGGUUUUCGGGUCAUGCCGAGUUUACGCAUGUUAGUGACGCUAUCAGGGAUACCCUGCGUUUCGUCCGCACCUUCGCACCCACCAUUGUACGCAGCACUCCCCAUUUAUACCUGUCCGCUCUACCAUUCGCUCCAAUGCAGUCGAGAAUAUUUCGCAAAUUCGCCGCAAAGUUUCCUCACACCCCUCGCGUUGUCGCUGGCCAUGUCGAAAAUUGGCCUCCGAUGGAAAGGAUAAUCCACAUGAAUGCCUACGUUUGGUCGGUUGCAAUGUCACCAGGCAGAAAACAUAUUGCAUGUGGUUUAACCGAUGGAACGAUCCACAUGUGGGAUACGGUAACUGGCGAGGCAUUGUGUGCCCCUCUUCAAGGCCACACUGGCGAUAUUGUGUCUGUUGCAUUCUCACCGGAUGGACAUCACAUCGUUUCAGGUUCAGUGGACAAGACAGUCCGUGUGUGGGAUGUAGCAACCGGCAAGGUCUUAGGUACCCUCGAAGGGCACACUGGCUGGGUUCGUUCCGUCGCAGUCUCGUUGGAUGGAAAUCGCAUAGUAUCGGGCUCAGAUGACAAAACGAUCAGAGUAUGGGAUAUGGAGACUACAUAG